Messenger RNA from Closterium sp. NIES-67, 423 nucleotides. The record is from the annotation of a GenBank genome assembly. Lineage: Eukaryota; Viridiplantae; Streptophyta; Zygnematophyceae; Desmidiales; Closteriaceae.
CUCUUUUCUGCAUCAACUGCUUUGCUGGACAGCGCAGAGCAGAUGCUGGAGAUGCAGUUCAAGUGCUCCAAGAUGGGUGAGGCGAAGUACUACUUGGGGAUGCACGUGGAGAGAGAUGUGGAAAAGGGUGUGCUGAGGUUGCACCAGAGGAAGUACUGUGAGGGGCUGGCUGAGAAGUAUGGGCUGCAAGAUGGGGGAAAGCCAGCAACACCACUACCUUCGGGGUUCACUGUGGAGCCAUGUGCUGAUGAGGAGGUAGUGGGUGAUAGUGACAGGAAGCUGUUUCAUUCGAUGGUUGGGUCGCUGAAUUAUCCUGCAAAUCAUACACGGCCUGACAUUGCAUUUGCUACAUCACGGUUGGCUAGUGUGGUCUCACGCCCUAAUUCUUGAACUUUGAUUGAACCUUUGAGAUUGAGUUAAGUU